CUAACAUCAACUCCUUGCAUUUGUUGCAUCCUCAGGAGACCUGCAGACUAUUUCGCAGCUCAAUCUAGUACUAUGCAAUGAACACCGCCACCUGAGAGCCGAGGCGAUCCCCAAAUGGGGCUGAUUGGCAUUGAUCGAUGAGAAAGCGCCAUUGCAGGUCAUCUAUCUAACCUCGGCAAUCUGGCAUUACUCCGCAGGACAGAAAAUCGAUUCCAGCAUCGAUCGGCAGCGCAUCCUACAUUUACUGACUUGACGCUCGCUGAAGUACGGAUGCGACUUCACUCAACUUACAUUAAGCUGCGCUGAGCUGCACGGAAUCAUCAUGUCAGACACCCAACGACCUAGAGGCCUCCUGUUCGACAUCGGAGGAGUGUGUGUCCUCUCCCCCUUCCAGGCGAUUCUGGACUACGAGCUUGCCCACAACAUCCCUCCAGGAUGGGUGAACUUCAGCAUCUCGCGUACCGCGCCCAACGGCAGCUGGCACCGCUUAGAACGUGGGGAUAUCAAGAUGGACGCCGACUUCUUCGCCGGGUUCCAGAAUGACCUACAGAACCCGAGUCUCUGGAAGCAAUUCCAGGAGAAGAUCCAGAGCAAAAACCCGACCGGAACGCAGUCGCCCACCCCUCCGGUGCCUAAGAUCGAUGCGGAGUUUCUGUUCUGGGAGAUGAUGAGGGUAUCGCGAACGCCGGACCCUCAUAUGUUUCCGGCCUUGAAGAGAUUGAAGGAGUCAGGGCAAUUCAUCUUGGGGGCCUUGUCGAAUACCGUCAUCUUCCCGGACGGACAUCCGUACAAUCGUGAUCUCGACGAGAAGAAAUCCCAGUUUGACUUUUUCAUCUCAUCAGCGCAUACAGGUCUUCGGAAGCCGGACCAGAAGAUCUAUGAAGCGGCCCUGCGGGAGAUGAAUCGAAUCGCCAAGGAGAAAGGUCAAGGCGAGUUGCACGCAGUGGAUGUGGUCUUCCUCGAUGACAUCGGGGAGAACUUGAAGGGGGCCAAGAAGGCGGGGAUGCGGACUUUGAAGGUGAACCUCGGACGAACGCAAGACGCUGUUCGCGAGCUGGAGAAGAUGACUGGUCUCCAAUUACAAGCAGGAUCGGAUAAAGAUUUCGAGCUGGGGUGGCCAAGGCUGGCAGCGGCGGCCGCCCGCUCGUCGCCAACCGCAAUUCGUGGCCGGGAUGCAGGCAGCGCUAAGCGAGGCCUUCCACAAAGUCAGCCCACGAAUUUUCCCUCCUCCUUCCUUAGCAGCCAACGUCGACAACUCGGUCCUCAUCACCCGGUCACCGUCAAAAUGCCUUUCCACAAGCAGGUCAAGAACAGCGCUUACUACAGCCGCUACCAGACUAAGUACCGUCGUCGCCGCGAGGGUAAGACCGACUACUAUGCUCGUAAGCGCUUGAUCACCCAGGCCAAGAACAAGUACAACGCCCCCAAGUACCGCCUGGUCGUCCGCUUCACCAACCGUGACGUCAUCUGCCAGAUCGUCUACUCCGAGAUUUCCGGUGACAAGGUCUUCGCCGCUGCUUACUCCCACGAGCUCAAGCGCUAUGGCAUCACCAACGGUCUGACCAACUGGGCUGCCGCCUACGCCACUGGUCUCCUUGUCGGUCGCCGUGCCCUCAAGAAGCUCAACCUCGACGAGACCUUCACUGGUGUUGAGGAGGCUGAUGGAGAGUACACUCUCACCGAGGCCGCUGAGACUGAUGAUGGCGAGCGCCGCCCCUUCAAGGUCGUCCUCGACGUCGGUCUUGCCCGUACCUCCACCGGUGCCCGUGUCUUCGGUGCCAUGAAGGGCUGCUCUGACGCUGGUGUCCUCGUCCCCCACUCCGAGUCCCGCUUCCCCGGUUUCGACAUCGAGUCCGAGGAGCUCGACGCUGAGACUCUCCGCAACUACAUCUUCGGCGGUCACGUCGCUGAGUACAUGGAGGGUCUCGCCGAUGACGACGAGGAGCGCUUCCGUGGCCAGUUCCACAAGUACACCGAGGCUGGCAUUGAGGCCGGUGACAUCGAGGACCUCUACACCGAGGCCCACAAGGCCAUCCGCGAGGAUCCCUUCAAGAAGGACGAGGAUGCCGACUCCAAGAAGACCAAGGAGGAGUGGAAGGCCGAGAGCAAGAAGUUCCGCAAGGUCCGCCUCACCCACGACGAGCGCAAGGCUCGCGUUGAGCAGAAGAUCCGCGAGCUUGCCGCUUAAAUGGAUUUUUGUUGUGGAGGCCAUUCGUGCUUGAUGCAUGCGUGAAGUGCGAUAGUCACAAACAAAAGUUAAAAAUCUUCUUUUAACACAAAUCCAAAAAACGGUGACCUGGGUGUCUUUUCUUCUUACUAACCAUCUUCAAUUUGUGAUAUCCCCAAGUAGUCUGAUUCGAGACUCUUGUUACGACCGGAGUUUUUUUUGUCUAUGUCCAUGGUUCUUUCGGAGCAACUACCUCCCUUCAAUACGAUUUUCUUUCCCGGUUUCAACAACCAGCCCUCUCAUUAUAUUUGCUCCGAUGAACCGCGUAGCCGUAGCGUAGAAGAUGUAUCGAGUACCUGCGAUAUACUUAUCAUGCCACGAUCGUUGCCCGUGGUUCUGAUGCAGUUCUUGCAUGAUUUCUUGACUAUCAUAUGUGAACCCUCGUUAUGUCAAAUGACGGAGGUGCGUUAUGUAUAUCAUCGCCUGUCAGACAUAAUGC
Molecule: messenger RNA, 2666 nt
Organism: Aspergillus japonicus CBS 114.51
Lineage: Eukaryota; Fungi; Ascomycota; Eurotiomycetes; Eurotiales; Aspergillaceae
Product: 60S ribosomal uL18 domain-containing protein
Exons: 9
Coding region: 323-2188 (621 amino acids)
Biological process (GO): ribosomal large subunit assembly; translation
Cellular component (GO): ribosome; cytosolic large ribosomal subunit
Molecular function (GO): structural constituent of ribosome; 5S rRNA binding
Source: RefSeq, a predicted model, not a curated record